GAUUUGCAGAGCACAGAGUGUUUCAUUCUCAGUCUGUAAUGGGACGAGGCAACACUGUAGCGGAGUCGCUGCGAUCUCUGUAGCCGGAGUGGGAUGCAAGGGAACACUGAGCCUAUGCCGGGAUACCGUGUAAUGCUAUUGGACCCGGGAUUGUACUGAUUGGAUCCUUCAGCUUUAGGCUCUUCUCCCCCCAGUCCUGGGAUCCGUCGGAUCUAUGUUCCUAUAGAGAGAAAAUGUAUCGGAUCGGGCUGCUUGUUCUGAUCUGGUCCUUGCUCGGACUCGCUCAAGGGCUGCGAUGCACUCAGACUGCGGAAAUGUGCCUGAACGGCGGGAGGUGCGAAAUGACCCCGGGCGGAACUGGGGUGUGUCUAUGCAGCAGUUCGUAUUUCGGGGAGCGGUGCCAGUACCCCAAUCCCUGCGCCCUGAAGAACCAGUGUAUGAACUUUGGGACCUGUGAGCCGGUGCUGCUGGGAAACGCCAUCGACUUUACCUGCCACUGCCCCGUGGGCUUCACCGACAAGGUGUGCCUGACCCCCGUGGAUAACGCCUGCGUCAACAACCCGUGCCGCAACGGGGGAACCUGCGAGCUUCUGAGCAGCGUGAGCGAUUACAGAUGCAGAUGCCCCCCGGGAUGGACGGGUGACUCGUGCCAGCAGGCAGAUCCCUGUGCCUCCAAUCCCUGUGCCAAUGGCGGCAAGUGUUUGCCCUUCGAGACCCAGUAUAUCUGCAAGUGCCCCUCUGGGUUCCACGGCGCCACCUGCAAGCAGGACAUUAACGAGUGCAGCCAGAAUCCCUGCCGGAACGGCGGGCAGUGCCUUAAUGAGUUUGGGUCGUACCGCUGCAACUGCCAGAACCGCUUCACUGGGAGGAACUGCGAGGAACCGUAUGUCCCCUGCAACCCGUCGCCGUGCCUGAAUGGGGGGACCUGCCGGCAGACCGACGACACCUCCUAUGAGUGCACUUGUCUUCCAGGCUUUAGCGGACAGAACUGUGAAGAGAACAUAGACGACUGCCCUAGCAACAACUGCCGCAAUGGCGGGACCUGCGUCGAUGGAGUCAACACAUACAACUGCCAGUGCCCACCAGACUGGACGGGCCAGUACUGCACAGAAGAUGUGGACGAGUGCCAACUGAUGCCAAACGCUUGCCAAAACGGGGGGACCUGCCACAACACCUACGGCGGCUACAACUGCGUCUGCGUCAACGGAUGGACCGGAGAGGACUGCAGCGAGAACAUCGACGACUGCGCCAACGCUGCCUGCCACAGUGGCGCCACCUGUCACGACCGCGUGGCCUCCUUCUUCUGCGAGUGCCCCCAUGGCCGGACAGGUCUCCUUUGCCACCUGGAUAAUGCCUGUAUCAGCAACCCCUGCAACGAGGGCUCCAACUGUGACACCAACCCAGUCAACGGGAAGGCCAUCUGUACCUGCCCACCGGGGUACACCGGCCCGGCUUGCAACAAUGACGUGGAUGAGUGCUCUCUAGGUGCCAAUCCGUGCGAGCAUGGCGGAAGAUGUACCAACACCCUGGGCUCUUUCCAGUGCAACUGCCCUCAGGGGUACGCCGGACCCCGCUGCGAGAUCGACGUCAAUGAAUGUCUCUCCAACCCGUGCCAAAAUGACGCCACGUGCCUGGACCAGAUCGGAGAGUUCCAGUGUAUAUGCAUGCCAGGUUACGAAGGGCUUUACUGUGAGACCAACAUAGACGAAUGUGCCAGCAAUCCGUGCCUACAUAACGGCAAGUGCGUGGAUAAAAUCAACGAGUUCCACUGCGAGUGUCCCACAGGCUUCAACGGGAACCUCUGCCAACACGACGUGGACGAAUGUGCCAGCACCCCGUGCAAAAACGGUGCCAAAUGCCUGGACGGCCCCAAUUCCUACACCUGCCAAUGUACAGAAGGUUUCACCGGGCGCCACUGUGAACAAGACAUCAACGAAUGCAUUCCCGAUCCGUGCCACUACGGCACCUGUAAAGACGGCAUCGCUACCUUCACAUGCCUGUGCCGGCCUGGCUACACCGGGCGGCUGUGUGACAAUGACAUAAACGAGUGCCUGAGUCAGCCGUGCCAAAAUGGGGGUCAGUGUACGGACAGAGAGAACGGCUACAUAUGCACUUGCCCGAAGGGAACCACAGGGGUGAAUUGUGAAACCAAUCUAGACGACUGUGCCAGUAACCCGUGCGAUUAUGGAAAGUGCAUCGACAAGAUCGACGGCUACGAGUGCACCUGUGAGCCCGGCUACACAGGCAAGAUGUGCAAUAUUAACAUUGAUGAAUGUGCCAGCAACCCGUGCCGCAACGGAGGGACAUGCAAAGACAAGAUCAACGGCUUCACGUGUGUGUGCCCAGAUGGCUACCACGACCACAUGUGCCUGUCUGAAGUGAAUGAGUGCAACAGCAACCCGUGUAUCCAUGGGACGUGCCAUGAUGGGAUCAAUGGGUACAAAUGCGACUGUGAUGCAGGGUGGAGCGGUAGCAAUUGUGACGUCAACAACAACGAAUGUGAAUCCAACCCGUGUAUGAAUGGCGGUACCUGCAAAGACAUGACGGGGGCGUACAUCUGUACCUGCAGAGCAGGAUUUAGUGGGCCAAACUGCCAAACCAACAUCAAUGAAUGUGCCUCCAACCCCUGCUUGAACCGCGGCACGUGUAUCGACGAUGUUGCUGGUUACAAAUGCAACUGUAUGCUGCCUUAUACAGGUGCCAUUUGUGAGGCCGUUUUGGCUCCGUGUUCUGGCAGCCCCUGUAAAAAUGGCGGCAGAUGUAAAGAAUCGGAAGAUUAUGAAACCUUCUCUUGCGAGUGUCCCCCCGGGUGGCAAGGGCAAACGUGCGAGAUCGACAUGAACGAAUGCGUCAAUCGCCCAUGCCGGAAUGGCGCAAUGUGCCAGAACACCAACGGCAGUUAUAAGUGCAACUGCAAACCUGGUUACGCGGGGCGGCACUGCGAGACGGACAUCGACGACUGCCAACCGAAUCCUUGUCACAACGGCGGGUCCUGUUCCGACGGCAUCAACAUGUUCUUCUGCAACUGCCCGGCCGGGUUCCGAGGGCCCAAGUGCGAAGAGGACAUCAACGAGUGUGCCAGCAACCCGUGCAAAAAUGGCGCCAACUGCACCGAUUGUGUCAACAGCUACACGUGUACCUGCCAGCCUGGGUUUAGCGGCAUCCACUGCGAGAAUAACACCCCCGACUGCACGGAGAGCUCUUGUUUUAAUGGCGGAACCUGCAUCGAUGGGAUCAAUACAUUUAGCUGCCAGUGCCCGCCAGGAUUCACCGGAAACUACUGCCAGCACGAUAUCAACGAAUGCGACUCUAAGCCUUGUCUGAAUGGGGGCACCUGUCAGGACAGCUAUGGGGCGUAUAAGUGCACCUGUCCCCAAGGGUACACAGGACUCAACUGCCAGAACCUGGUGCGCUGGUGCGACUCCUCUCCCUGUAAGAACGGAGGAAAGUGCUGGCAGACCAACAAUUUCUACCGGUGUGAGUGCAAGAGCGGCUGGACCGGCGUUUACUGCGAUGUCCCCAGUGUCUCCUGCGAGGUGGCUGCUAAGCAGCAAGGCGUGGAUAUCGCCCACCUGUGCCGCAAUUCGGGAAUGUGCGUGGACACAGGGAACACCCACUUCUGCCGCUGCCAGGCCGGCUACACGGGCAGUUACUGCGAGGAACAGGUGGACGAAUGCUCGCCCAAUCCCUGCCAGAACGGCGCCACGUGCACAGAUUACCUGGGCGGCUACUCGUGCGAGUGUGUGGCCGGCUACCACGGGGUUAACUGCUCGGAGGAAAUCAACGAGUGUUUGUCCCACCCAUGCCACAAUGGCGGGACCUGUAUUGAUCUCAUUAACACCUACAAAUGUUCCUGCCCCCGAGGAACUCAAGGUGUGCACUGUGAAAUCAACGUGGACGACUGCACCCCCUUCUACGACUCCGUCAGCUUGGAACCCAAGUGCUUCAACAACGGCAAAUGUAUCGACCGCGUGGGCGGCUACAACUGCAUCUGCCCCCCGGGCUUCGUGGGCGAACGCUGCGAAGGCGACGUGAACGAGUGCUUAUCCAAUCCCUGCGACCCCCGCGGGACCCAGAAUUGCAUCCAGCUGGUGAACGAUUACCGGUGCGAGUGCCGGCAGGGAUUCACAGGAAGGCGCUGCGACUCUGUCGUGGACGGUUGCAAGGGGUUGCCCUGCAGAAACGGUGGAACGUGUGCCGUCGCCAGCAAUACCGAGCGCGGAUUUAUCUGCAAAUGCCCUCCUGGGUUCGACGGAGCCACUUGCGAAUACGACGCCCGGACCUGCGGUAACCUGCGCUGCCAGAACGGCGGCACAUGUAUCUCGGUGCUGAAGAGCUCCAAAUGCGUAUGCUCGGAAGGAUACACCGGCGCCACGUGUCAGUACCCCGUCGUCAGCCCGUGCGCGUCCCGCCCUUGUUACAACGGAGGGACCUGCCAAUUCUCCCCCGAGGAACCUUUCUUCCAGUGCUUCUGCCCCACGAACUUCAACGGCCUCUUCUGCCACAUCUUGGAUUACGGCUUCAUCGGAGGCCUGGGCAAGAACAUCACCCCUCCCGACAACGAGGAAAUCUGCGAGAAUGAGCAGUGCGCCGAGCUGGCCGACAACAAGAUCUGCAACGCCAACUGCAACAACCACGCCUGCGGGUGGGACGGCGGCGACUGCUCGCUCAACUUCAACGACCCCUGGAAGAACUGCACCCAGUCGCUGCAGUGCUGGAAAUACUUCAACGACGGCAAAUGCGACUCGCAGUGCAACAACUCCGGCUGCCUGUACGACGGCUUCGACUGCCAGAAAGUGGAGGUUCAGUGCAACCCUUUGUACGACCAGUAUUGCAGGGAUCACUUUCAAGACGGCCAUUGCGACCAAGGCUGUAACAACGCAGAGUGCGAAUGGGACGGCCUGGACUGUGACAACAUGCCGGAGAACCUGGCCGAAGGCACCCUGUUGAUAGUCGUCCUGAUGCCCCCCGAAAAGCUGAAGAACAACUCCGUCAACUUCCUCCGAGAGCUGAGCCGAGUGCUCCACACCAACGUGGUGUUCAAGAAAGACAGCAAAGGCGAAUACAAGAUCUACCCUUACUAUGGCAACGAGGAGGAGCUGAAGAAACAUCACAUCAAGAAGAGGUCGGCGGCUUCCUGGUCGGAUGCUCCUACCGCCAUCUUCAGUACCAUGAAGGAGUCCGUCUUACCAGGAAGGCGCCGUAGGGAGUUGGACCAAAUGGAAGUCAGGGGGUCAAUCGUAUACUUAGAAAUAGACAACCGCCAGUGCUACAAAUCCUCCUCCCAGUGCUUCACCAGCGCCACCGACGUGGCCGCCUUCCUCGGGGCUUUGGCCACCCAUGGCAAUCUGAACAUCCCCUAUAAGAUCGAGGCUGUGAAAAGUGAGAUAGUCGAGACCGCCAAGCCGCCGCCGCCGCUUUAUGCCAUGUUUUCCAUGUUGGUCAUCCCGUUGCUGAUCAUCUUCGUCAUCAUGGUGGUCAUCGUGAAUAAGAAGCGGCGCCGCGAACACGGGCAGCUGUGGUUCCCCGAAGGCUUCAUUCCGAAAGAGCCCAGCAAGAAGAAGCGGCGAGAGCCCCUCGGGGAGGAUUCCGUCGGCUUAAAACCCCUAAAGAACUUGACGGACGGCUCUUUUAUGGACGACAAUCAGAACGAAUGGGGAGACGAGGAGACCCUGGAAAACAAGAGGUUCAGGUUUGAAGAGCAAGUGAUGCUCCCGGAGCUUGUUGAUGACCAAACUGACCACCGACAGUGGACACAGCAGCACCUCGACGCCGCCGACCUGCGCAUUCCAUCCAUGGCCCCCACACCGCCGCAGGGAGAGAUUGAUGCUGACUGCAUGGACGUCAAUGUUCGUGGCCCUGAUGGUUUCACCCCGCUUAUGAUCGCUGCCUGCAGCGGAGGAGGACUGGAGACCGGAAACAGCGAAGAGGAAGAGGACGCUUCGGCCAACAUGAUUUCCGACUUCAUCGGGCAGGGCGCCCAACUGCAUAACCAAACCGACCGCACCGGCGAGACGGCGCUUCACCUGGCCGCCCGAUACGCUCGUGCCGACGCAGCCAAGCGCCUCUUGGAGUCCAGUGCGGACGCCAACGUCCCGGACAACAUGGGCAGGACCCCUCUCCAUGCAGCGGUGGCCGCCGACGCUCAGGGUGUAUUCCAGAUUCUCAUUCGGAACCGAGCGACCGACUUAGACGCCCGAAUGUGCGACGGCACGACCCCUCUGAUCCUGGCCGCGCGUCUGGCCGUGGAAGGGAUGGUGGAGGAGUUAAUCAACGCUCACGCAGAUGUCAAUGCUGUCGAUGAAUUCGGGAAAUCUGCUUUGCAUUGGGCUGCGGCCGUGAAUAACGUCGAUGCUGCGGCCGUGCUCCUCAAGAGUAGUGCUAAUAAGGAUAUGCAGAACAACAAGGAAGAGACACCUCUGUUCUUGGCCGCGAGAGAAGGCAGCUACGAGACUGCCAAAGUCCUUCUGGACCACUACGCCAACCGCGACAUCACGGACCACAUGGACCGUCUGCCCCGCGACAUCGCCCAGGAACGCAUGCACCACGACAUCGUCCACUUGCUGGAUGAACACAACCUAGUGAAGAGCCCGACGCUGCACGGCGGCCCGUUGGGCGCCCCGACUUUAUCUCCUCCCAUCUGCUCCCCUAACGGUUACAUGGGGAACAUGAAGCCUUCCGUCCAGAGCAAGAAAGCCCGUAAGCCCAGCAUCAAGGGCAACGGCUGCAAAGAAGCGAAGGAGCUGAAAGCCAGGAGGAAAAAAUCUCAAGACGGAAAAACGAGUCUAUUGGAUUCGGGCAGCUCCGGGGUGUUGUCCCCGGUGGACUCGCUGGAGUCGCCCCACGGAUACUUAUCAGACGUGGCCUCUCCUCCGUUGAUGACAUCUCCGUUCCAGCAGUCCCCCUCCAUGCCUCUGAACCACCUGACCAGCAUGCAGGAUUCCCACCUCGGCCUGAAUCACAUGACCAUGGCCAACAAGCAGGAAAUGGCUUCCAACAGAAUGGCUUUCGACGGCAUGACGCCACGCCUGACCCAUCUCAACGUCUCCAGCCCCAAUACCAUCAUGACCAACGGGUCCAUGCAUUUUACCGUGGGAGGAGCUCCGGCGAUGAACGGCCAAUGCGACUGGUUUGCACGGCUGCAAAAUGGGAUGGUCCAGAACCAGUACAACCCAAUCAGAAAUGGCAUCCAACAAGGCAACGCCCAGCAAGCUCUUCAGCAUGGCCUUAUGAGCUCGCUCCAUAACGGUUUGCCGGCGACGACUCUGUCCCAGAUGAUGACCUAUCAGGCCAUGCCCAACACGAGGAUGGCCAAUCAGCCUCAUCUGAUGCAAGCCCAGCAAAUGCAACAGCAGCAGAACCUACAGUUGCACCAGAGCGUCCAGCAGCAGCAACAUCAAAAUUCCAACGCAACUUCUACUCAUAUCGGCUCCCCCUUUUGUAGCAAUGACAUAAGCCAGACGGACCUGCAACAAAUGUCGGGCAACAACAUUCAUUCUGUGAUGCCCCAGGACACUCAGAUAUUUACGAAUUCCCUGCCUCCCACUCUUACGCAGUCUAUGGCCACCACCCAGUUUUUAACCCCGCCUUCUCAGCAUAGUUACUCCUCCCCGAUGGACAACACGCCGAGCCAUCAACUACAAGUACCAGACCACCCAUUUUUGACGCCUUCUCCCGAGUCACCUGACCAGUGGUCAAGCUCCUCCCCUCAUUCGAACAUGUCUGAUUGGUCGGAAGGAAUAUCAAGCCCGCCCACGAGUAUGCAGCCUCAGCGCACCCACAUACCCGAAGCUUUCAAAUAAAAGAAAAAUGUCAAAUAUUUGCUUUUGAAAUUUUAAAGACACUGAGAGACUUUUUAAGAGACUGAAGGAAAUUUUUAUACCGUUUUUAUACGUAAAAUAACAGAACUUUUGAAUUUUCUAGUAUUUAUUUAUAUACGUUUGACCUAAAACACUGCCCUUUUAUUUAUAAGCUUUUUUUUUAAAAAAAAAUGUAACUUUUUUUUUUUAUCUUGCCUUAAUAGAUAUUUUUUUUGUACAAAUUUUAUGAAAUUGUUCCUGAUAUUGAAAAUGACAAUGUAUUUAUUUUCUAUUGCCCCUAAAUAAUAUGCAGGAACGAACCACUGGAAUGUUUAUUUAGCAGAAGAACAAAAAAAAUUAGAAAUUUUUAAGAUUUUCUAUAAAAUGACAUCUUGUUCCGUUCCGGGAUUUCAUUUAUAGCACUAAAAACUAUUUUUUUUCCCAGUAUUAAUGUUAAAUCAUGUUUAAAAUAUUUCAACGUUUUUUUCAAAAUGUUUUUAAAUUUGACUUAAAAUUUUAAAAACAUGUAACCGUUUUUAAAUUUGAUUGAAAAUUUUCAAAACGCUUAACCGUUUAUUAAAAAAUGUCCAAUCAAAUUUAAAAACGGUGAAACAUGUUUAAAAUUUUAAAUCACGUGUCAUUUUUUUUUGUUUCCCGGAAACUUUUUUUUUUUUUGUUAUUUCACCUGGAAAUUGGACAAAAGGCGUGAAAAGAUGCUCCGAGUGCCUCCCGCUAUCUAGGAGGCACAAAAUAGAACUUUUUAAGUGAAAAAAAACGUUUUUAAGCUACAAGACGAAAGUGCAAAAUACAGGGGGACGUACGUUUGGGUCUGACGCAUUCUCAACAGGGAUAAAAUCCUGAAAAAAAAGACUAUCACCUGUGACAACAACAUUUUUGUAAGAAAAAAAA
Xenopus tropicalis (tropical clawed frog) is the source of this 8708-nucleotide messenger RNA. RefSeq names its product notch 1 receptor (gene notch1). Gene Ontology annotation, molecular function: calcium ion binding; signaling receptor activity. The record is from RefSeq and is marked provisional. Gene Ontology annotation, biological process: plasma membrane bounded cell projection organization; animal organ development; Notch signaling pathway. Gene Ontology annotation, cellular component: nucleus; plasma membrane; membrane. NCBI's taxonomy places the organism in Eukaryota, Metazoa, Chordata, Amphibia, Anura, Pipidae.